This is a messenger RNA of Cuscuta campestris, 729 nucleotides long. Lineage: Eukaryota; Viridiplantae; Streptophyta; Magnoliopsida; Solanales; Convolvulaceae. The record is from the annotation of a GenBank genome assembly.
CAUCUAAAUUUUGAGCACGUUCACCGGAGUAGGAAGUGGUAGCGAUGGCGAGCAACGACGAUGCAUCCCUUGCCGGAAAAUCCAUGGUGUUCUUGAGGAGGACGAAGAAUGCAACUUCCCGGAAAGGUCAAGGUGUUGGCGAGGCACAAGCGGCAGGGCUUGGGGAAAAUGCUAAUGAUGUUAAUGAACAAGUUGACAUCUUUUCUAACAGACUGCCUGCUCAGAAUGCUGGAAGGGUAGAGAAGGUCAGUGGCGGUAAGGGUUCAAGAUCAAUGUCGUUCGCAACACCAAUUCGCUGUAGUGAUCGGUUGAGGAACGUGAGAUGGAGGAUUGAAAGAAUCAAUAAGCCUGUGCGCAUGGAGAUUAAUGAUGAUAGUGACAGUAACUUGGAUGAUCAGGAAGAUCGGAAAGCCUUUAAUGCAUUGCGUUCAAAGUACUGUGCUUGCAUCGUUUUGGCGGAGGUGAAUGAGAUGAAGGAGGAGAAUAUGACCAAGGCAAAGAAUUUCGUGGCAGCUUGAUGUUGGAAACCAAACAUUAUUUAACAUUUGCAGCAUCGUCUUUGGUGCUUUUGUACACCGUUUUUUUUUGUUUUUGGAAUUGGGUUUUUUAUUGUAUUAUGGUUUUAUCUUGUUUUCAACACUAAUAUCAUCGAUACGAAUGAUCCGUUGGUGAUAGAUAGUUUUGAUCGGUUUUGGGGAUUGAUUGUUUCGGUAAGAUGGUAAUGGAGUU